AGGGAGGGUGCUCGCCGCGCGCCGCUCUCUUCCUGACUCGGAGGUUUUUUUCCGCUUCCGUGGAGCUGAUUUGAUUUGUUUCAGUUGUUUAAGAAAAAAAAAGAAAAAAAGAAACACUUUCGGUUGAUUCGUUAUUUUCAAAAAGAGAUAUUCUUUGUUUAUUGUUAUUAGUAUUUGAGUUUUAUUCAGUUCUAUUAAUGGUGGAACCCUUGCGUUUGUUAUUAGUUGAUAUAUUGCGUGUGUGGCUUAAUUAACUGUCAGUAGCCUACAUAAAGAAGAGGAAUUGGGCUUAAUAAAGAAAGGGAGACAUGAAUAGCCAGUCGCUGAGAAACCUAUUCCGUUCUGUGUGUGGCCUGAUCAUGCGGCCGAAACGGAGGUGCUGAAGGAAGAAUGAUAGGGACACAAGGAAAAAAGGAGAAUAAGUGAAUGCGAUAAACAGUUACAGUGAAGAGCGUGGCACCUGUCAUGACUUCCCAUAACAUCCUGUCAGGGUUCUGGCACCUCAAGACGAUAACAGGUUCCGCGUUGCCAAGAAUGGGCUGCAACACCUGAUUCUCGUGGCAGCGAAAGUCACAACACGGACGUCCUCGACAAUGACUGGCGAGCGUAGGACAUCGGCCAGUGUUCCUCACUGACUUCACCAACUUCACUAGGGAUGGCAAGACGUGUGCUCCUCUGUCUCACGAUGUUCAGUAUCAAUUUCUGGGCAGUGCAGAGCAUCCCUCUUCCCUUGGAAAUCCAGAGUGGACUCAAGAAUCCGGGUAAAUCAUUUCCUGCUGUCUUCAUCAAAAGGGAAGGCCGUGCGAUAGAUGAGAACGCCAGGAGUCAUCAUGUUCCGACUACUGGGUACGAGAUGAAUAACGCCACCAGCUACGUCCUUUGGGAAAGAAGCACUGACGAGAUGGCUUCCCCGACAACUCCUUUGGCCGAGCAUCGUGAAACCAACUCGCUAGGCUCCUUUGGCCGGAAUAAACUAACGCUAAUUGAUAAGAAUUCGGAGAGAAUCGUCGAUGCCAUAGUCAGAUCCGAUACCGAGAGUGAGAUAGACCACAGCAGCAAUCUGGAAGAACCUAAACAAGACUUCACCGAGGGAUCGUCACGAAUGAACAAACCCCAAACCUUCGAAAACAACAACGACGAUGGCGGAGAAACGCGGAGGAAUACACAGGAGGACUUAGCAUCGACAGAAUCGCCGGACAAAAAUUCAUCCAACGAGGUCCAAGAGCUCACAGUCACCCGAGAGACAGAGGAAGGGGGAGCACCUUGCCCAACUGUCCCUGCCACCUGGACCCCCUACAUCACUGACAGGGAACUCCAGUGCGUUGUUAAUCCUCAUUGGCUGGAGUUCGACCCCCCUUCCCACCUGAGUCACCUGGUCCUGGGCGCCAUCUACAUUAUCAUCUUGAUAGUCGGCUGUUUUGGCAACGGUCUUGUUAUCUACUUAUUUGCGAGCUCCCGCUCCCUGAGGACGCCGUCGAACCUCUUCAUCCUGAACCUGGCCCUCAGCGACUUCUGCAUGGUGGGCAUCCUCGUCGUGUACGUCCAUAACGCCUUCCACGACGGACCUGCAGCUGGAAAGUUCGGAUGUGACCUGUACGGCUUCGUGAGCGGCCUUGCGGGAACCACCUCGAUCAUGACGAUGUCCGCCAUCUCCCUGGAUCGGUACCUCGUGAUUUCGUUCCCACUCGACCCCUUCAAGAGGUUCUCCCACCGGCAGGUGCUGGUGAUAAUAAUAGCCACGUGGCUCUACAGCAGCAUCUUCUCAAGCAUUCCUCUACUUGGCAUCGUGGGCAUCAAUUAUACACCGGAAGGUUACCUCACGAGUUGUAGCUUCGACUACCUGUCUCACGCUACAAGGACACGCGUGUAUAUCUUCUCCUUCUUUAUCGCCGCGUGGCUUCUUCCUCUCAACAUCAUCUUCUUCAGUUACGUCUCCAUCGUGGUCACGGUGUCGAAACAGGAGCGGCAGAACUACACCUGCCAGGGGAACGUGGGAAGCUCCUCCUUUAAGAAUUUUAAGCACCAGAGCGUCAAGCGGAAGAAAAGUGUCGAGCUCAAGCUCGCGAAAGUGGCCUCAGGCAUCAUCGCGCUGUGGGUGCUGGCAUGGACGCCCUACGCGGUGGUGGCACUCCUGGGCAUCUUCAACCAACGGCGCCUCAUCACGCCCUUCGGCUCUAUGGUGCCAGCGAUGAUAUGCAAGGCGGCUGCGUGUAUAGAUCCAUAUGUUUACGCUCUGUCUCAUCCACGCUUCAAGAAUGAAUUAAACAAGAGGCUCCUCAGACGUCAACCGGAUUUCUUUGGUGUUACAAGGAACGGCAUAACUGUGGGUCUGACUGGCAGCACGUUCAGUGAGAUAAAAGAAGAGAGGGAAAUGCCGGAUCCUCAGCUGUGGGACUUGACGGACCACUCGUACAGCAGUUCCUUGGGCCCUCUCAUCCACCGACAGACUUCCUUCUCCAGUCAUCCGGCCAUACAGUCCACCGACGCCUCCCUCAGCCUGCACUCCACCCUCUCGCCGGGCAGCACGAGCCUAGCCGGCGAGACGUACCCGAAACGCAGCUUCUCCUCCAACAGCUUCCGCAAGAUGCCUCGUUCCUUCAACCUGUCCCACGAGCCCGACGCGGGCGCGAGUAGAAGCACCGGAAACUGUGACAGAAGGCGCCUGCAGACCACGGUCCUCGUCGAGUUCCCGGACGGGAAGCUUCCCUUCGACACCAACCACUUUAUCGAGAGUGCGAUGAAGGACAAGAUGAACUUAACCAAGCAUCCCCGUAAACCUCCCAAUGGUUUUAGAUUCUCACCGAGUGAAGUAGACUGUAAUAUGGGCAAAGAGCAACGUAUUGGCCUUAUCAUGUCGCCCUCGGCCAAGGAAUACUCGAAAACCAAAAGCCUCCGACAUAAAAAGAAACGGCACGAAGCCGCCAAGCCUCUUAUGAAAUCAGGCGUCUCAAACGUGUCUCUGCCUUCGUCUGCCCUCGACCAAGGCCAUCGCGGCUCACUGACACAGUCGAGGGAGCUGCAUCCUUCCAGAACCUUCCCCAAUAUUUUUCUCCCCUCGGAAGAGCUCGAGGGCUUCCUCCCGCUCUCGACGUCCUUCUCCGUCACGUUCGAGUCGGCUAAGGAUUCGGACUUAUCCUCGUUGCUUAUCCUCAACCGGCGCCUCUCCUGUGUGACCAAAGAAGGCUUGACCCGCUCCGUCGUCUCGAGCUUUGACCUCUCCCUUCCCUGCGCGCUGUAUGUGAAGGAGUGCCGCCUGAGGAGCAAGAGCCUGCCCAACAUCACCGAUGAAGCCAAAGAGGAAAACACCUCAGAGGAAAACCAGUACGAGCGCCUUUCUUCUUCCUGAUCUCAAAGCGAGAGCCUCAGCUGGUAACGCCUCAGCCGAAAGGGGGUGUCACUGAGUGCCGACAUGACAACGGCCUAAGAUGAAGUGUAGAAAAUUAAACUUUUCACAACGUCAGUGUUUGCAUUUAAGUGUGUCAUGUAGUUUGCUACUGGAGAUAAAGCUUUAGUAUAUUUUUUUGUACUUAUUUUUAAGCCUUUGUAUCACAAAAUGUAUGAAUCUAUUUUAAAAGAAAUAAAAUUUAAUAUAAUAUUGUUAUAUAAGUAUUUAGCUAUUAGAUUACUAUUUUUAGCAAAUAAAUUGAUGUAAUCUUACAAAUUAGACUGUACAUAUGGAUGAUAAUGUGCAAGACUUGUCGCAUGGUAAUGAAUCAUAAACCUGUUAUUUUCUUCGAAAUUUAUUGAGAGUUCACAAACAUAGUUUAUAAAUAACUUAUAUUAAGAAUCAACAACUGCAUUGAUUGGUCUAUGUCGUGUAGUCAUCGAUGUUAACACUAGUCACUCCUAGAGAAAAGAACUCCAGACAAAGUAGAGUGAUUUGUCAACCCAGAAAUUAGAACCCGAAGACCCAGUGUCAAAGUGACCUUGCUGGAGAUCUCAGGCUACUUUGUACGGAAAUCUUAUGCUUGUAUUGUACACUAAUCUCUCUGUAUGAAUGUUCCGGACGAGGAAGGAAUAUGACCUCUUUUGCUAAGAGAAAGCCACCGCGAUGUGAAGAUUUUUUAUUUUUAGGAUAGAAGGUACGGGUGGAGUGUCUGAGGGGAGGAUUUGAUGAGAUUUUUCGCCUAUUCAUGAACUUAACAGUAUUGUAAGUGUCAUUUUCGGUGAGGAGAAUGAAUGGCAUGUAUUUGAUAAUGACGCGAAAAAAUUUACGUGAUGUGGAAUUAGCCUCUUUAAUGAUGUGAAAGUCUCGGCUCUCCGACUAAAGGGAGGGUGUUCGUCUGGCCUUCUGUCUGUCCGAAGUGAUUGUUGAAGUGCAUGUGAAUUUAAGCUUAAGAAGAGGAUAAUGAUGAGUUGAAAUUACUAUAUCUGUAAGUGAUGCAGACACAUAUAUACAUAAACAAACAGACACACUCAUGAACAAAUAAGCAAAACAAGCAAACAAACACACACACAUGAACAUUCAAAUAAACGAACACUUACACACAAUCACACUCAAAGAAACACACACACAAACACACCCUUGAACACGCACACACUCUAAAGUUAAAACGUGUCUAGAGUAGACAAUGCUCACGCUCAAGUUGGUCUGUGGUUUCAAUAGAUACAGAAAUAUUGUCUUUCGCCUUAUCUUCAUUCUCAUGUGUGUCCUACCUUCUCAUAUCUUAGAUUUUACGGCGUUCGUUCUAAGAGUGUGAAAGGAACUGUACUUUUGUAUUUCCAUUUAUUUAUUCUUUGAAUAGGCUUUGCUGUAUAUUCCUGAUACGAAUUUUUGAGUGAAUAGAUAACGCUGAAUGGUAAAAUGUUUUGUUUUUUUUAUUAUAAGUGCGAUAUUGUCUAAGUAACUGAUGACGAAAUAGUGUGUAAAUGCAGAUCAAUAAGAAGAGAGAAAUAUCUAUUUAAUAUUUUAAGAAUGAAAAUAACUUUAAAUAAGUGUGUAUAGUAUUUUCAUGUUCCAUUUAUUCUACACUUUUCUUUCUUUCUUUCUUAUAGAGAUAUUCCUGUCUACUAUUUUUUUUUUUUUUUUUUUUUUUUUUUUUUAAUUCUCAGCUGUGGUCAGAGCACGCUGGUCUGAAUGGCAAAUUAUUGUACUCCUAACAAUUAAAUGUCAACAGCGCACAGGUGAGCAGUCAGUAUCGUUUAAAUGGCCUAAUAUACAAGCAUCAGAACAAACUGCCUAAUGUAUUCAAUAAUACGACACUACCUGUGUAUCUAGUCAUUCCAAAUUCUUGAAACGAACAGGAAGAGAUGUCUGUAGUAUCUGAAUGCCGAAUACACAAAUUAUUCAGUUUACAUAAUGCUAGGUAGUACAUAAGUCUACUAACUGUAUAACUGGCCAUUCAAAUAAUACUGACCUCUGUUUCCUAUGCGUUUCAUGAAAGCGGACCUACUAUUGACCGCUAGAUUGCCAGGUCACAAUAAUUUAUCUUGAAGAUUCGUCACGAUAGAAAUAGUUAAACCAUUACGAUUUUUGGCCAUGGCAGGUGGCGGUGUGUUAGAGCGCAAUUUGGGUUCACAGCUCACGAGAUUUAAUAGACAAGUUUAUUGAUCAAACUGCUGUUCCCUUUCCUCCGUCUCCUAAAAUGUUUUAUUUUUCUGUGAUAACCUCGAUAUAUCAAUAAUAGUUUGAUUACAAAAUGAAAGUUAAAUAUGUAGUAAGUGUAUAGAAAAUACAUAACGCAAAGUGUGAUAUGAUAAUAUAGUGUUCGUUCGCCAGAUUUGCGUUGGUAUUGGAACACUGCCACACAUUUGCACGAAUACACACACGCUGUCGGUCGCUCAAACACGUACACACUCGUUCAUGUAUUUUAACAACAAUCAGAUGCCAACUAACCACAUACAUAUACAGACAGAAACGGUAUGUAAGAGUCACGACUAAACAAAACAGACACAUGUUGAUACUCACGCUGACACAGUUUCACCGCAAUACCACCUAAACUGUAGGGGAUGGCGCUCACUCGCACUGACCAAGUUGCCUCAUUGCAGGUGAGCGCCAUGAUCGUUGCCGGACACGCCAGAAAGAUAGAAAAGUGGAUAUAUGUGGAAAAAGAUGUGGAGGGAAUCCUCUAAUAGCGCGGGUUCCUUCGACAUCAAGCCUCGAGCGAAUGUCCACUUUGUCUACAAGGGGGAAGCUGGUUUGUUGGACUACGAUCGAAGUAAGAGGGAACGAGUGGAGUAAAUUCUUAGGUAGAACUUAAGGCUCUCGUAAGUGUAAGGUUUCAGUAUCCCAAAGCGAGAUGAGGGGGAGCACUUGUCUCUAGGUCUAGAUACUUGUUUCGUCGUUCCGUCAUUGCCAGGAUUUCGCUCGUUGAGAUGAGACUCAAUUAGUGAAAGCGCCGGGGCGUCGGGCUCUGGUUCUGGCUGCGGGAGCGAGGCGAGAAGAUUCUCUCUGAUAGAGUCCGUCUGUCCUGUUAAUGUACGAGUUAGAUAAGCUGUUUAGAUGGCAUAUAUGCAUACUGUAUAUGCACAUAUUUGUUUUAUAUAUAUGCAUAUAUACAUACAUAUAUGUACAUAUAUAUACAUAUAAAUACAUAUAUACUCACACACACAUAUAUAUGUGUGUGUGUGUGUGUGUGUGUGUGUGUGUGUGUGUGUGCGUGCGUGUGUGUGUGUGUGUGUGCGUGCGUGUGUGUGUGUGUAUACAUAUGUAUGUAUGUAUGCAUACGUGUAUAUUUCCAUACAUCAAGAAUCCACGAUACUCCAAAGUCGUGAUCUAACUAUAACCUUGUGCUUAAGUAAUAAAUCCCUUGUUGGUUGAGAAAAAAAGAGAAGACGCUGGGAGAAAACGUUAGCUAAGAAUCUGCGCAGAUAAACGGCAGGUUAAGCGACCGCACUCAAUGAGUCUUUCAGUGUACGUCAGCUUAGGUACUACAUGGAUAUCUCUACCGCAUAUCAGUGGUCAUGAGAGAGGAUUUAUUUUCUUGCCAAACGUGUGAACUAUCUGUCGAUCUGUAUGUUAAUAUCUCGUGUGUGUAUCUGUUAGCCAUAAUUGAUAUUUUUGUCACAAAUGUAAUAUGUAUCAUCUCAUGAGCAUACUGUAAGCAUCUGUGUCACACUCAUACAGCACAGUAAGAUUGAAGACAAACAUGACAUAAUAAUUGUUUUAUGUAAAGAUUCCUUUUAAACAUAUCCAUCAAUAAAAAUUUAAA
Penaeus indicus is the source of this 7151-nucleotide messenger RNA. RefSeq lists its product as uncharacterized. NCBI's taxonomy places the organism in Eukaryota, Metazoa, Arthropoda, Malacostraca, Decapoda, Penaeidae. The transcript has 10 exons. Bases 656 to 3346 code for a protein of 896 amino acids. The record is from RefSeq and is a predicted model, not a curated record. Gene Ontology annotation, biological process: G protein-coupled receptor signaling pathway; cellular response to light stimulus; phototransduction. Gene Ontology annotation, cellular component: plasma membrane. Gene Ontology annotation, molecular function: G protein-coupled photoreceptor activity.